Molecule: messenger RNA, 2382 nt
Organism: Thecamonas trahens ATCC 50062
Lineage: Eukaryota; Apusomonadida; Apusomonadidae
Exons: 3
Coding region: 1-2382 (793 amino acids)
Biological process (GO): mitochondrial RNA processing; regulation of mitochondrial mRNA stability
Cellular component (GO): ribonucleoprotein granule; mitochondrial matrix
Molecular function (GO): RNA binding
Source: RefSeq, a predicted model, not a curated record
AUGGCCUCACCAACCAUCGAUUAUUUUGCCGACGACCUCGCCGAGCUCGACGACGACCUCGACGAGCUUAAUGACGACCUCGCCAAGCUCGACGAUAUCUUCAUCAAGACCAUCGAUUAUAUCAUCGAUGUCAUCGAUUCUCUCCGCAAGGCAUCGAUUGCGCACAACGCCGAGCUGGUCAAGGCCAAGACGCCAGACGCAGUCCUGGCUCUGACAGCGGCUGCGGGCGAGAAGGAGGACGCCAUCAAUCGAGCCUCGGCGCUCUUCCGUAUCGCCAAGACGUUCAUGGGCUCGGUCAAGGCGAUCACCCCGUCGGCCGCAUCGCUCGACACGCUGGAGCGGAUGCAUCCGUCGCUGCGGCGGCAGGCCCGAGUCCUCACCGCUGACCCGCGCUACGUUGCACUGAUGGACCGCAUCGCGGGCGAUGUCCGCAAUAUGUCGGUCCGCCAGGCAGCGUCUGUGGCGUGGGGCCUCGCCCGGCUGUACGACAACCGCGCGUACGGCGGCGACGAGGUGGCGCUCCUCAGCCGGGUCCGCGACCAGUUUGGCGCCGAGAUUGCUCGCGCAGCAGGACGCGGCAAGGGUGGCCUCGCCCGUGAGCACGACACCUCGGUCGGCAUCGCCAUGUGGGCACUCGGCAAGGUCGGGGCGGUCGACGGCAAGCUGGCGGAUGCGCUUGUGGGCGGACUCUCGCCGCAGCUGCAGAGCCACUCGUCCGAGACCCUCGUCUCGGUGGUGUGGGCGCUGGCCAAGACGCCUGCGACGUCUGAGUCGCCUGCAGUUGUCGAGUUUCUGGCCGAGUCGCUCGAUGAGCUCGGGCGCCGGGCGAAGAGCUUGCCCAACGCCUCGCUCUCGCUCAUGGCUUGGGCCGGAGCCAAGCAGGCCGUCGACGCACCGGUUUUCUUCUCGGCCCUGGAGAAGACGCUCGCCGAGCGCGAUCUCGCUCAGUUUUCGACCCAGUCGCUGACCAACAUCCUGUGGGCCUUUGAGCAGACGGCGCACUUUCUCCCACACCUUUCACCGCGGCUGAUGGCGGCGAUGGAGGCCAAGCUCGCGCAGCUGUCGGCCACAGACGUCUCGCAUCUGUACCUCUGGCUGGCGCAGAGCCAGCUGCUCUCGGAGACCUUCACCCAGCGGAUCGUCUCGCGGGCGCUUGAACUACUUCCAGUCAUGUCGAACAUCGAGCUGACCAAGGUCCUUCUCGCUGUGGCCAACGAUGAGUCGGGCUUCUUCGCCUCGAUGGCCGCCGAGGGCUCGGCCGACAAGCAGGAGGUUCUCCAGGCGUUUGCAGUCGAGGCCGAGUCGCGACUUGCGCUUCUUGACCCGGUCGAGCUCGCCAUGACAACCUACGGCUUUGCCAAGGCCUCGUUUGUGGCCGUCCCGCUCUUUGACGAGUUUGCGUCGGCGAGCUUGCGGCGGAUCGGCGAGUUUGAGCGCCACUCGCUGGCCCAGCUGGCGUGGGCGUACGCAGCCAACGGACACCACUCGGAUGAGCUGAUGACGGCUAUCGAGGAUCGCGCGGUGGCACUGGUGCCUGGUUCGACAGCAUCAGACCUCAACAUGGUGCUCUCGGCCUUUGCGAAGCUCAACCACCCGGCGCCACGGCUGUGCAAGGUCAUCGCCAACGAGCUUGCCAAGAGCCGGACGCUGCGUGAUGGGCUCGCUGGUGAGUUUGACACGCGGGCGGCCACCUUUCUCGGCUGGUCGUACGCGGUCCUUGGCGAGUGGUCGCCCGAAGUCGCCGACCUCGUCCUCCACCACAUGUCCACCUCGGGUGCGCGCGCCUUGCUCUCGGACGAGUCGUGGAUGCAAGUGUACCAGUUUGAAGCCGCAUUCCGCGAGGCCUCGGCCGCCGCCGUCCUUCGCGGCUAUCGCACCCAGUCGAUGCACGCCUUUGCCAUCGAAAAGCCCGCGUACUCGUCACAGCUCCACCAGGAGGUGUCGACCGUCCUCGAUCGGCUCGGCAUCGAGCACGAGACCGAGCACGUCACGGAUGAUGGCAUGGCUGUCGUCGACAUUGUCAUCGACGGCCCGCAGCCCUCCGCGCCACGCAUUGCCAUCGAAGUCGACGGCCCGCUGCAUUACUGCUCUAAUGUGCCCCGCCGCGAGCGCGGUCGCACUGUCGCCAAGCGCCAGCUCCUCGAGUCGUCGGGCUAUGUCGUCGUCCACAUCGCUUACUUUGAGUGGAACGAAGUCGGCUCGGACGCCAGCAAGGAGCGUCUCCUCCGACGCAAGCUUCAGAUCGCCAAUCUCGCCGCGUUUUCGCACGAGCCCGUCAUCGACGCCAAGACGCGCGCCGCCGCUACUGCUGGUGCCACCGACGAGGCCGAGCCUUCGCUCUUGCGGCGGCUGGUGCGAAAGUGGGUGUUUGGCGACUCGUGA